UAACUGAAACUGAUUCCAAUCCGAAAUGAUGGCCACUCUAUUUCUCUCUCCAUCCCCAGCACCGAAGCCCUCCAAUACCCUCUCCCGCAAUGCACCAUCUCCAGCUCCACCCCUUUCUGUAUCCUCCUCCUCCAGCUCUAAGCCUCCGACUAGAGUUCCCGCGCAAAGGUUCCCCUCCAAAAUCCAAGAAAUUCCGCCUUCGCCGGAGCUGAAUUCCCGAUCCAAUGCUUUCGUCAAGAUGCCCACAGCUCCAUGGAUGAAGGGUCCCCUUCUUCUCCCAUCCCACGAGGUUCUGGACCCCAAAAAAACUCAGGUUGGCAAGAGCUCGGGCAGUGGCAAAGUUGAGAAAGCAGACAGAGCGUUGACUGACAAGGUUGGCGGCGUCAGGGGGAGCAAGACAGUACAGAAGAUAGUUCGGAGCAUUGAGAGAUUGCAGCGGACCCGACAGUCAGCUGGAUGUCAUUCCGACUCGGAGGACAUUGACCUCGGGUUGCGGAUUCCCUAUAAAGAAGUUGAGGGUGACGGAAAAUCUGAUUCUGGCGGGAAAUUGCCUUGGGUGCAGGACGAGAGGAUUCUUUUCAGGAGGGUGAAGAAAGAGAAGGUGGUGACUGCAGCGGAGCUGACUCUCGAGAAGGAGUUGUUGGCGAGGUUGAGAGGAGAAGCUAAGAAGAUGAGGAAAUGGGUGAAGGUGAUGAAAAUUGGAGUCUCAGAGGAGGUCGUUGACGAGAUCAAUAGGAUUUGGAGGAGGAAUGAGCUGGUUAUGGUGAAGUUCGAUAUACCACUAUCCCGAAAUAUGGACAGAGCGCAAGAGAUUGUGGAGGAGAAGACUGGAGGUUUGGUUGUUUGGAGAAGGAAAGAUACUCUUUUUAUCUACAGGGGGGUUGAUUAUCACUCGAAAAGAUCUUCCGAAAGAGAUGGUGGUUUAUAUAAUGGUCAGAUAUCAGAUACCCAGCAAAUGAGCUCAGGCAGUGCUGAUAUACGUCCAGUAGAGUAUAAUGGACGUGCCAUGGAUAAAGAAUUCAAAGGAGUGACUGGUCAAUGGGAAGAUUUCAUUUUCAUGAGUGCUGGAAAAAGUCCUGCAUCAGUCGAUAAAUCAUUGUAUGAGAGGGAAACCGAUAGGCUAUUAGACAGUUUAGGUCCUCGCUUUGAGGACUGGUGGAUGCGAAAGCCAUUGCCUGUCGAUGCAGACGUGCUUCCGGAAGUUGUCCCCGGAUUCAGACCUCCCCUGAGAAUGUGUCCUCCAAAUGAGAGAUCACAGCUCACAGAUGAUGAGCUGACAUACUUGAGGAAGAUAGCACACCCUUUACCAACCCAUUUUGUCCUUGGGAGAAACAGGAGACUUCAAGGCUUAGCUGCUGCCAUAAUAUAUUUGUGGGAGAAAAGUCUUAUUGCGAAGAUAGCUGUGAAGUGGGGUGUACCAAACACUGACAAUGAGGAAAUGGCGAAUGAGCUCAAGCAUCUGACAGGAGGUGUUCUGUUGCUGCGUAACAAGUUUUAUAUAAUUCUUUUUAGAGGGAAGGACUUCCUUCCAAGUGGAGUCGCCACUUCAGUGGCAGAGAGGGAGCUAAAGCUGAAGAGAUGCCAACUCCAAGAAGAAGAUGCAAGAUGCAAAGCCUCUGAAAGUAUUCCUCUGGCUGAUGAUCCUCUGCCAACCUCUAGUACAACUGGUACUUUGUCGGACUUCAACAAGAUCCACACAGAACAUCGGGACCUAGGAGUGGGAAACAAAGGGGCCAAUCUCCAAGUGGAAGCUGAAAUAGAGAGACUGAGGAAGGAAUUGAGGAAACAAGGGCGUAGGCUUUUCAUUCUCAAAAGUAAGUCAAAUAUAUCAGAGAAACGGCUCCUGAAGUUGAACUCUGGAUGGAAGCCUGCAGAAUGGGACCCUGACCAAGGCAUGAUGACAGAAGAGGAGAGAGAAUGUUUAAGGAAGAUAGGACUGAAGAUGGAUGAUUACUUGGCGCUUGGGAGGCGUGGGGUCUUUGAUGGUGCAAUAGAGGCCUUACAUCAGCACUGGAAGCACAGGGAGGUGGUGAAGGUUAUUACUAUGCAAAGAAUGUAUGCACAAAUAAUCGAGACAGCAAAUUUGCUUGAAGCAGAAAGUGGCGGGAUUCUAGUAUCAGUUGAUGAGCAAAAGGAGGGCCAUGCUAUAAUAAUUUAUCGUGGAAAAAACUACAGGCGUCCUUUGAAGCUGCCAGCUAAGCAUCUUUUGACGAAGAGAAGAGCAUUGCUUAGAUCUCUUGAAAUGCAGAGAUUGGGUUCUUUGAAGUUUUUCGCACGUCGUAAAGAGCGGGCAAUCUCUGAUUUGAAACUGAAGCUGGCUCAACUGGAGAGUCAGCUGCUCAAGGACCACGAAAUUCAGAAACCAUGAGACAUGGAUAAUCUUGGAUUCUUCUCUUAUACUUAGGAGGAUCCCUGGGUCAUCAGUAACCCUGGCCUAUUUUUUCUACCAUAUAAG
Molecule: messenger RNA, 2455 nt
Organism: Punica granatum (pomegranate)
Lineage: Eukaryota; Viridiplantae; Streptophyta; Magnoliopsida; Myrtales; Lythraceae
Source: RefSeq, a predicted model, not a curated record